Molecule: messenger RNA, 2521 nt
Organism: Nothoprocta perdicaria
Lineage: Eukaryota; Metazoa; Chordata; Aves; Tinamiformes; Tinamidae
Gene: LRRC37B
Product: leucine rich repeat containing 37B
Exons: 15
Coding region: 1-2478 (825 amino acids)
Molecular function (GO): protein binding
Source: RefSeq, a predicted model, not a curated record
AUGGGCCGGGCCCGGCCCUGCCGCCCGCUCGUCCUSGCGGUGCUGACGGUGAUGGCGGUGGCAGCAGCCCCUUUCCUGGCGCGGCCUGGCACUGCCUGCCCCUCGCCCUGCCGCUGCCAGGGGCGGCUGCUCAACUGCAGCCAUGCCGCCCUGGCCAGCGUCCCGCAGGCCGCCCGCCGCCUGGCCCUCUCUGUGCUAGAUUUCACCGGCAACACUAUUUCUUCCAUUGACACACCGGUGUGGAGGGAAUUCCUGUGGGCUGAGUACUUAGUUCUCCAGGACAACGCUCUGAAGUCAGUGGGGAGGCAUUCGCUGGAGGGUUUGCUCCUGCUGAAGCACCUAGAUUUAUCCUGCAAUAAAAUCCUGUCGAUUGAGGAGCAUGCUUUUGAGCCACUUCCUUUUUUGCAACUUAUAAACCUUGGUGGGAACCUCAUCACGCAGAUCCGGAAUGGCACGUUCCAGGCCUGGCAUGGGAUGCAGUUUUUACAGAAGCUGAUCCUAAGCCAUAACCCACUAUCUGUUAUCGACGACACGUCAUUCUUCGACCUACCUUCAGUCAAAUACCUAGACCUGGGUGCAACACAAGUGACCCUGCAGACCUUUCACACCCUCCUCCUGACAGCAGUCCACUUGGAAACGCUCAAACUCCCCAGUGAUCUGGCCUGCUGCCUCUGUCAGACGAAAGACACUGUUGAAACCCUGUGCAAGACCGUCAAGUUGCGCUGUGAGAAUUUGUGCUCCGCCGACRCUCCCGAGUGUGCUCACACAGGUUCUCUAGCAAAGAUGCGAGCAGAGAUAAAGAAAGUGUUAAAGUCCAGAAAGCCGAACAGCACCAUGCUGUUAAACCUCAAGCCCAAGGAGCCCUUUCUUGGAGGCCAGGAAACCAUGACACUUUCAGUGUCCCUGAACGUGACAAGCUCGGAUGCUGAUCUCAAUAAGACGCUUGAUGCCAUGUCCAGAAGUAAUUCCCUUUUCCCUCAGCACCUGUUUCAGCAGGGAGGUAAGAGCAACAAGGAGUUGAUGCUGAUGCUCCAUGGCAUUCAGCACAUGGACUGGAGCAGCAAAAGCGAUAUAAAGAAACUCUAUUUCCUGGCAAAAGUGCUGGAGGCCGAGCUUGAGAAGAAGAUGCCCAAGGCUAAGAACCUCACGGGCGCGCAGAGCGUCCUCUCUGCCCCCCUGCUGCUGGCAAUGCAGAGGCGCGAGGUGCGCGGGGCCCCGGCGGUGCGGUGGGACGGGCCCGCCGGAGCCGCGGGCGGGAUGCGGGCGGCGCGGGACACAGGCCUGCAGCGCCUCCCGCCUCACCCCGGGGAGGCAGCCGGGAGGCUAAGCCCUGCUGACACGUUCUUCAGCCACCACAACGUAUCCAUGCUUUCGKCAAAGCGUCCUCUUUUGUACUCGCCAGCAGAGGCCUCUCCUUUGUCCAGGUCUUUUAAGAGCCAAAAUUACCCUGGUGCUAUGGAACAGGCCAAAAAUCCUCAGGAGCUGGAGGCCGUAGAGGAUGCCAAGGAAGCACCACCUCCGAGCCACAGCUACGUGUGGACCUACAAAAUGAAGGGUCAGCAAGAGAGCCUGUGCGAGAGAAGGGAUGAGCUUUUAUACAGGCCGGACCACGAAGAGAACCCAAAGGAAGCGCCCGCGCCAACCCCGAGUAAACCCGAGCAGGGACUAAACCCGGCGGGACAGCUUUUCUAUAACCUAUUGGUUAGCAGCAACCACCCUGCUGAAACGAGGACGCUAGAGAACAAGCCCAAAGACAAGACAUCUCCUCCAGGAGACCUCUUCGAGAGCAAGCUCAGGCAGCGGCUGCGCGCGCUCGUCCCGGACGAGGCCGUGCGGGCGUUCGUGGGGCGCGCGGCCCGCGCCCUGCGCGCCGACUGCGGCCUCCCCGCGGCCCAGCCCGCCUGCGCCAAGAUGGUCUCCAAGCUGGGGCUGCUCAUGGAGGUGCUCAGCGAGCAGCGCGACGGCCGCGGCGCUUCUGCCCUCGCAGGCCGCUGCUUGCUGCAGGGGGACGUUCCCAACGGCACGGCGCGGCCCCAGGCGGCAGGCGGGAARCUCGCAGGGAAGAAGAAAUCAGCGUUGGCGCACGGCAACGGGCUCCUGAUAGCAGUAUCGGUGUCUCUCUCCAUCAUACUCUUCCUCAUGCUGAUUUGCCUGAUCGAGGUUUGCUCCCAAAAAUCUGCAGCUGCUUCCCAACCCCAGGGCACCGGUAAAUCACGCCUGAGACGGUUCUUCCAGAAAUUCCUGCCGGAGAGACGGAGCAAGAAGGGCCCUGCCGCUGCGAAGCAGGCCUCUCCCGGCUCCGAGCCGAACGGGAGCAAACCGCCCUGGCUCCGCGACGUGUACCAGCCGCUGGACUCGCAGCGGAAGAGAUCCCUGGCUCAGAAACUCUUAGACGACGAGUCCUCGGACGAGGAGGAGAUUUUCAACAAGGCCGAGAUGAAGAGGCCGGAGGAGCAGCUGAACCGGGAGCGGCAGUGAGGCCCUGCUGCGCACCGGGGCUCUCCAUCGUUGUGUGACACGC